GCCACCGCUCACCCCUCAAUGACUUCCAGCGCCUGCGAGCCACUGAGCUGCUGGCAGUGCCCACGGACCCGCCGCCGCCGCUGCCAGAGAAAGGCUCUCCAGAGAAGGGCUCUGCAGAGCAGUGUGCCCAGCGCUGUGCCACCAGCCUGUCUUGCCGAGCUUUCCACCAUGACCAGCAGAGUCAGCUGUGCCAGCUGCUGCCCUGGACCCAACACUCACCCCGCAUCCAGCUGCAGAAAAACAUCCGUUAUGACCUGUACCAGAAGAAAGACUACCUGCGGGACUGCAUUGUGGGCAACGGCUCUGGCUACCGUGGCACGCGGGCCACAACGGAGAAGGGGCUGCGCUGCCAGCAUUGGCAAGCCAUGACACCGCAUGACCAUAGGUUCCUGCCAUCGCCCCGCAAUGGGCUGGAGGAGAAUUACUGCCGAAACCCUGACCAGGACAAGCGGGGCCCAUGGUGUUACACCGUUGAUCCCAAUGUCCGACACCAGAGCUGUGGCAUCAAGAAGUGUGAGGAUGCUGUCUGCAUGACUUGCAAUGGGGAGGACUACCGUGGCACUGUGGACCACACGGAAUCAGGGUUGGAGUGCCAGCGCUGGGACCUGCAGCACCCGCACAAGCACCCCUACAACCCCAACAAGUACCCCGACAAGGGAUUGGAUGACAACUACUGCCGCAACCCUGACAGCUCUGAGCGGCCCUGGUGCUACACCACUGACCCCAGGCGGGAGCGGGAGUACUGCCGCAUCCGCAUCUGCAUAGAAAAACGCCCACGGUCUGUCAACAUCACCACGGGCUGCUUCAGGGUCUACCGGGGCCGGGUGAAUGUCACUGUGUCAGGGAUCCCCUGCCAGCGCUGGGAUGCCCAGGUGCCCCACAAGCACCACUUCAUGCCUGAGAAGUACCCGUGCAAGGACCUGCAGGAGAACUACUGCCGCAACCCCGAUGGCUCAGAAGCACCCUGGUGCUUCACUUCCCGCCCCACCAUCCGUGUCGCCUUCUGCUUCCACAUCCGCCGCUGCCCUGAUGAGCAGGAUGCCCAAGAGUGCUACCAUGGCCAUGGCAAGCACUACCACGGCCACAUCAGCAAGACACGCAAGGGCAUCACCUGCCAGCCUUGGGCUGCCCAGACACCCCAUGUGCCCCAGAUCUCGCCCAUCAGCCACCCUGAGGCACACCUGGAAGAGAACUACUGCCGCAACCCUGACAAUGAUAGCCAUGGCCCCUGGUGCUAUACCAUGGACCCCCGCACUCCCUUUGACUAUUGCGCCAUCAACCCCUGCUCUGGCAGCAAGGUGCCCUCCAUCCUGGAGAAUGCAGAAGUGGUGACGUUUGAACAGUGUGGCAGGCGGGAUGAGAAGCUGCAGCUGAAGGGGCGCAUCGUUGGUGGUCAGCCCGGCAACUCACCCUGGACUGUCAGCAUCCGCAACCGGGCUGGCGUGCACUUCUGCGGAGGGUCCUUGGUGAAGGAGCAGUGGGUGAUCAGCACACGCCAGUGCUUCUCCUCCUGCGACGCUGACCUGAUGGGAUACGAAGUGCAGCUGGGCACUCUCUUCAAGGACCCUGGCCCUGGGGACCCCAACCAGCAGACCAUCUCCAUUGCACGGAUUGUCUGUGGCCCCUCUGAGUCCCAGCUGGUGAUGCUGAAGCUGGCAAAGCCAGCCACUCUGAACAAGCGCGUGGCCCUGAUCUGCCUACCGCCUGAGGCCACUGUCUGUGAGAUCGCUGGCUGGGGGGAAACCAGAGGCACAGGGAACAGCAGCAGGCUGAACGUGGCACAGCUGCCAGUGCUGGCCCAUAGCGAAUGCAACAAAGCACUGCGUGGUCGCCUGAAGGAGAGUGAGCUGUGCACUGCCCCACUGCAUGCUGGUGUGGGUGCCUGUGAGGGGGAUUACGGGGGACCUCUGGCUUGCCUCACUGCUGACUGCUGGGUGCUGGAGGGGGUGAUAACUCCUUCCCGUGUCUGUGCCCGCACCGACCAACCUGCCCUCUUCAUCCGUGUUUCCCUCUAUGUCGACUGGAUCUACAAGGUGAUGAAGAUGGGCUGA
This is a messenger RNA of Acanthisitta chloris (rifleman), 2051 nucleotides long. RefSeq names its product hepatocyte growth factor-like protein. The record is from RefSeq and is a predicted model, not a curated record. Gene Ontology annotation, molecular function: serine-type endopeptidase activity; receptor tyrosine kinase binding. Lineage: Eukaryota; Metazoa; Chordata; Aves; Passeriformes; Acanthisittidae. Gene Ontology annotation, biological process: regulation of receptor signaling pathway via JAK-STAT; proteolysis.